CUGGGUUCGGAAAUAUGCAGAGCCUGUGUUUCUUCUCCAGCCAUGUUCAAAUAUUAUUAUGAACUUUCAAGACCAAGGUCAAAAUAUCACGUGUCUGGCCCAUGUGAUUAAUCACAUGAUCUAGGAACAAAAUGGCGGACGUAAAAUUGUGGAAGUACAUGUCAUUUCCAUUUGUUAUCGUUUUAUUGUUAAGUAAUACAGGUUCAUCAUCUUUGAUAAAUGAGGAUAUAUGCAAAGUAUGUAAGGCGAACAAGCAAACUACAAUAAAAGAAUACACUCAACUCAUUGCAACACCUCUUCUGUGCAAAGAUACAAAAGAGCAAGUAAAAUGCAGAAGACUUCAAGAGAUCACCAAUGAUAUACUCCUACCUCAUUUUAAUAAGCAAGCCUUAGACUUUUGUGAGAAAUGUGAAGAAAAUAAUUCUGAUGAAAUCAACUCUACAGAUUAUAUAGAAAUAUUAACUUCAAAAAGUGUAACAGUAGAUGCAGAGUGUGAAUUAUGUAAAUAUUUUGUGACCUUGAUCCAGAAAAGUGUCAACAAAUCAGCAGUAUUUGAUGAAAUAAAACAAUUUAUAUAUGAUGGUUGCAUGUCAACUGUCAAUAAUACAAUAACGUGCAAACUAGCAGCCACAACAGCUGAGGGUAUUCUGAGGGACCUAAUCCAGGAAGGGCUGUCUCCUGCAAAUGCUUGCUUGAAAUCUGGCUUCUGUAAAAGUGGUGUAAGGCUCGACUUCAGUAAUACAAACAAACGUUGCAAUGUCUGCAUGGAUGCUAUGGAUAAACUUGAUGAUUACUUAGAGAAGAACUAUAGCAACAUUCGGGAAUACUUGACAAAGUUAUGUCACUCCACCAUUCCGCCAUCUGUUGACAAAAAGAUUCUGGAUAAGUGCUUAUACCUUGCUGUCAACCUCAUUCCAUUCCUACUGAGUAACAUCCUGAUACCUGGUGUAUUCUGCCUCAACACUGGAUACUGUCCUGACACAAGCUCCAAUAUGCUUUCAGACAUCUCCUUUUGAUCUCACAUGGAUGCAGCAGAUUAGAAUCAUAGGAUUGCAUGGAAUCUUCAACUAAUAGACAACAUUGGCCUAAUACUCUAUAUAAAACAAAUAUCAAAUUAAAUUAUUUGUUGCAUCAUUAUCAGUGUGAAAGGCACAAAAUGACUUCAUAUUGAAAUUAGACAGUAGAGAUAAGUUAUACCCAGGCAUGACUGAUAUUUUUGAACAUAUGCACUGGUGCAUUACCAUUCAAAGUGUGGUGGACUGGUGGUUGCUUUUUUCGAACAUUAACAUGAACUGGCUGCUUUACAUAUUUAAAUUCUCAAUGAUCAACUGAGAAAUAUGAGUGCUUAUUUUCCAUAAAUUAUAUGUUUGAAAUUGUCCAGUUUGAGCUGUUAUUUUAACUAAAAUGUAAAGUUGUGACUAAAAAUGCAAAAGUGCAAAUAGUAAAUGCAAAUAUAUUCACUGUUGGUAUUCCUUAACCUUGUGUUUUUGUAUUUUCAUCUAAUUUCAAAUGCCAGGUAAUUGUUUUUCUGCUUUUGUAUUAAAUAUUACUCGGUCAGUCUCUUUGAGUGAAUGUAUAAAUUACUUGGGUUUACCACAUUGAGUAACAAGGCACAGGGUGAACAAUAUCAUACCUAAAACAAAGCAGUGUGAGC
Molecule: messenger RNA, 1654 nt
Organism: Owenia fusiformis
Lineage: Eukaryota; Metazoa; Annelida; Polychaeta; Sabellida; Oweniidae
Source: the annotation of a GenBank genome assembly